This is a messenger RNA of Xyrichtys novacula (pearly razorfish), 10151 nucleotides long. Lineage: Eukaryota; Metazoa; Chordata; Actinopteri; Labriformes; Labridae. The record is from the annotation of a GenBank genome assembly.
AUGGAGGAGGAGCUUGCCGAACACUUAAAACAACUAGCUGAACAGUUCCAUGGCCUUCCUCCAGUUAAGUGCCGUCAACUGGCAUUUGAAUAUGCAGAGAAAAACAAUAUCCCUAUCCCUGCCAAUUGGACAAAAGCACAUUCUGCAGGUAGGCUAGGGUAUGAAAGAGAUCACAUGAUUUUGUAGGUUACCUAAGGCCAACUGAUCUUGCCACAAAGCUAAUUCUUAUAAUAAUGAAUCCUCUACUCUAGGCGGAGAUUGGUUUGGCAGAUUCCUAGUAAGUCGCCAUCUCUCUGUCCGAACUCCACAGGCAACAUCCCUGGGAAGGGCUACAGCCUUCAAUAAAACUACAGUCGGGGAGUUUUUUGACAAUCUGGCUGCAGUGAUGGACAGGUGACAAAAUUAAUUCUUAGCUGAAAAUAUUCUAUGGAGGCUCUACGUGUAAGAUUUGGUUUUAAUUCUGAUACGGUUCUUCCCUUGCAUCUCAUCUUUUACAGGCAUACAUUCCCGCCACACAUGAUCUACAAUGUAGAUGAAACAGGCGUCUUUACAGUACAAAAGCCACAGCAGGUACGCUACAUAUGAUACAUUAGAGAGCACCAGACUGAUACUGAGUGGUUUGUUAUAAUGACUAGCUAGCUAUUGACAGAAUGAUUAAAUUAAUGCUAUUAGUAAUGUUGUGAACCUGUGAACUGGAAAAAAAGGAAUUGACUGAAAAGAUAUACAAUGUACCUUUAGACCAGUAGUAGCCUACUGAUUGCACAUGCCAUUGAUUCUUAACUUUCUAUUUAAUUCAGGUUGUGACACAGAAAGGAAAAAAGCAAGUUGGUUCUGUCACAUCGGCUGAGAGAGGAGAACUGGUGACUGUGGUGUGUGCAGUAAAUGCUGGGAAUGCCACACUUCCCAUGUUUAUCUUUCCCAGAGUUAAGUUUUAAGACUGUUUCAUGAUAGGAGCACCUCUAGGAGCCAAAGGUACCUCAACCAGAACGGGAUGGUAAAAUGAAGACACCUGGGCUGAGUUCCUCGAUCACCUGAUACACCACACUAACUGCACCCCUGACCGUCCCAUACUGCUAAUCCUGGAUAAUCUUAAAGCUCACAUCUCACUUAAGGCAGUGGAAAUAGCCACGAGCAAUGGUAUUGUUCUGCUCACCCUCCCACCACACACAUCACAUCGCAUGCAGCCUCUUGACGUGACUGUGUUUGGCCCAUUCAAGACCCAAUACAGCCGAGCUUCUGAUGGGUGGAUGAGAACUAACCCUGGCAAAACAGUCUCCAUCUACCAGAUUGCAGGACUUGUGAAUGAGGCCUUCAUAUCAGCAGUGACACCUCUGGAUUUAGGUCAACUGGGAUUUUCCCAUAUAACCGAGAGAUUUUUCCUGAUGACGCUUUUGCACCAUCCAUGGUGUCAGACUGGCCAAACCCUGAGCUGCAGCCUGCCCCUGCAGAUGAUCCAGAUGGUCCACCCUCUGCAGAUGAUCCAACCCCUGCAGAGGAUUUGGAUGGUCCACCCACUGAAGAUGAAUCACCUGAUGCAGAUAAUUCACUCGAUGAUGCAAAUCGAUCCAUUGCUUUUGGUCCACAUGAUUGUGCCUCGCCUGGAUAUGUGUCUCCUCGGGAAAUCCUACCACUUCCCAAAUGUCCCCCCAGAACACAAACCAAACAAAAGCGUGUGAAGACAGCCAUCCUAACAGAUACUCCUGAUCUUUUAGGAAAUACAUAGCUGCCCUGAAGAAAAGACGCCUUUGUCUUCUUGCAUGGCGGCGCUCUAUGGUUUUCAGCCUACACUAGACAGAACUACCUGAUGGUUUCUGAAAUUAUCAUUGUACAUGAUAAUAAUGUAGUCGGGAAAUGAUGCAUUUGCCAAGGAAUAACCUAACAAGGUCAUAAUAAUUAUGUUGUGUGUUGGUCAUUUUGCAGCCCUAUGCUGCUCAUCACACGCCCAGCAGGUGGUGUAUAACAUUAUCACCAUGGAUACACAGGUGUUUGUGUUAUUUUUUUCAUCCACUGCCGCUCGGUUUGUGUCGUGUAGUUGUUGAUUAUGAAAACACGAUAAUUUGGAAACAUGAAGGGGGAGCUGCUGCUGCCCGGUGUUUACAGUACGUAGACGCAAACACCCACCAAGCGGACGCUUCGGUCUCCGAAAACGCCGAGACAAAUUUACAAAAUGCCACUAUUUCAAACAACUGGGCUCAUAAUCGUGAUGUAAACACUUACUUUCUCGCUAGAAAAAAUAUUAUUACUGAAUUAAUUUAUAUAAUUUGUCCGGAAUGCAGUCGUUCUGUGUAGCUUGUGGUAGGACUAUUUAAAUUUUCCCGGCGCUGCAUCCGGCCGGCACGAAAUGCAUUCUGGGGUAUUUAGUAUGCAUCUGUAUGUAAACGCUCGGGCAGGCAACAUACUCAAAUCAUCUUUGAGUAUUCAGUAUGCAGUAUGUACUGUUUGAGUAGGUAAGUAGACAGUAGGCAGUAUGCCAUUUCGGACACAGCCAGUGUGUCCCAUUUCACAAAAACCAUACCAUCUCACUUAGGGUACUCAAGUCCACAUAACGGCAGUGCGCCCUGAUGCGGUCUCUGAAAUGAGACCAUAGACUGUAUAUAAGAUGGACAACUUGGUUCCGCCUACUGCCUGUAUACGGAUUUGAAGCCAAAAAGCUCUUGGUAUUUCCGGGAUUUUUCUUCAUUUCCUGAAACCAGCGCUGUGCAGUAGCGAUGCGCGCAUUCGGCCGCGCAGUCGCCGAGAGUCGCUGUGAUGAUGCUCAGCUCAAACAGCGUAUCCCCGCGGGUGAGCUACGCAAUCCCUGAACACCCAUAGGCUGUAUCAAGUGUCAAUCAUAGAAAACAUGAACCCCCUAAUAACUUUUAAAAACGGAGCUGCACAGGAAAAAGAGGACUUGAGCACAAACCAGUCCUACAAUAACAACAUGUCAACAUCACAAGCAGGGGGGAGAAAAAUUUAUGUUCUGUGUAAUAAAUUUCUAAAGUUUGUCCACAGCCCCAUAAGCUUCGCUGGCGGAGGUGGGAUUUAUGACCUGUACUGCAGCCCAUCAACAGAGGGUGCUGUUCUCGAAGUGGCGUCACCCAGCGAGGAGGCAGACUCUGUCCAUUCUAUAUACAAUCUAUGGCUGUGUCUCAUUUCAGAGACCGCAUCGGGAUAAGCGCGCUUAACGGCGCUUAGCUGAUGGCACUGCCGUUAUGUGCCAUUAUGUGCCGUUAAGUACCCUUCCUGUGUCCCAUUUCAGAGACCGCAACCGUCGAACGGUGCAUUUGAAGCGUGUGUGAGGUCAUUAUGCGGCACGAACUGUGUCCCAUUUGGCACAAAAUACUAAGCGCGCUUUAAAUUCGGUCUCAAAACCACACUAUCUCCGCCCCUUUUUCAAGCGUGUAUUUAUGCACGCUUUCGUGCCAUCGGUAUCCCAGAAUUCUUUGCGUGCCACUGCACAGCUUCGCAUUUCGGGUGAGAGGCUGGACUCGCUUGGAGACGCAGCGCGACUUCAAAGAAAAUACAAGAAAUCCAAAAACAGCAGACAGUCAGCUCAGGCUGUAUGAGAGCAUGAUCUCUUAACCCACUAAAAUCUGUAAACCAAACAUUAUAGUCUUUAGAAAAGAACUGAACCGCUCUGCUACAACAAUCAAAAACAUUAGAAAUAAGAAAGCUGACAAAACUACAGCAGAGGAUCAGGACAACAUUGAGUUUUUUUUUUUUUUUUUAAGAUUUAGAGAUUAAAGUUGUAAAUUUAGGAGAAUAAAGUCAUAAAGGAAAUAUAGUCAUAAAGCUGCUUUUGUGGAGGGGGAAAUGACCGAAGCUGGUCAUCUGCAGGGUUAUCUGUGGAUGUAUCAGCGGGUCAUUCAGAGAGUUUUUGUGGUUUAUUAAGAAACAAUCAAACUGAUGAUCAACAUUUGUGAUCCAAGAGGAAGUCGAGCUCAGACGAGCACCACGUCUCUGACACCGACGGUAACCUACACCUGCAGAGACACCAACACUUUAUUAUGGCAUAUGGAUUCAUAUCAUAAAUUAAAGCUCAAUGUCAUUCACGGAUGUUUACGGCUGCAUUGACAGAUAUAUCCGCAGUAUAUCCAUUUUUGCCUCCACAAAAGCAGCGAUUUCCUUCUAGUACACCUGGGGGGUAUUCCAGAGAGCGGGUUAUGUGAAAAACUCUGAGUAAGUUAACCCUAAGAUGAGGGAAACUCUGAGUUAUCCGUUUCAGAAAGAGAGGUAACUUAAACACUGGGUCAGUUACUGUGGUAACUUACUCUGUGAACAUAACCUGUUCGCUGACAGGUUUACUAUAAGAGACCCAGAGUUUCUACAUGUCUCCUCCCACACAAAGAAAGCGGUUGAACAUGGAUUGUCCAUUCCUUGAAAAUCCAAUCGACAUCGAAGUGAGAAUAAUGCGCAACGGUUUAUGUCGCGAGAGAAUCUUCCGACCCAGAUUAGACGUUUUAUCAUUUCCAGAAGAAUUUCUUUUCAAACGCUACCGCUUUUCUUUGAACAGUAUAAUUUAUCUAAAUAACCUUCUCCGGCCGUAUAUCACCAAUCUCACACACCGCGGAUGAGCACUCACAUCAGAGCAAACUUUAUGCAUAGCACUACGUUUUUUUUGCAAACGGCAGUUUUCUUUACAAUAUCAGGGAUGCAGAGCACUAUGGGAAGGCAACAGUGUGCAGAGCAGUGAGGAAGGUAACCCUUGCACUGAAACGCCUGUUACCUGUGAUGGUGGUGUUCCCCGGACACAAACCUCUUCGAACCAUCAAAGAGGAAUUCUACAGGAUUGCAGGUGACGUGAUGUAGAAAUCAUAUAUUCUGUUAUUUUAAAUGAUGAUAUAGGCCUACAUUCUGCUGCGGCCUCAGAGUGGGAUCAGUAGCUUAAUUAUCUGUCAUUUUGCAGGCCUUCCUAAUGUGAUAGGCUGCAUAGACGGGACACAAAUCCCUAUCACUGCGCCAACUCAAAAUGAAGGGGACUAUGUAAAUAGAAAAUCCUUUCAUAGCAUCAAUGUCCAGGUAUGUGACCUACCAUCUUAAAAAAACUAUACAUGAAAACAUUUACAUUACAACUAACUCAUGUCAUUCUGCACUGUAAAGAUCAUAUGUGAUGCAGCAUCCAUUAUUACAAAUGUGGAGGCGAAGUGGCCUGGCUCGGUGCAUGAUUCCCGGAUCUACCUGGAGUGUAGUCUGAGCAACAGAUUUGCACGUGGUAAGGAAGCUAAAGCUUUGUACAGAUGUUCUUUGUCUCCCUUUUUUAAUGCACUCAAAUGUGUCCUCUAUAUUUACAGGAGAGUUUGAUGGCUACCUGCUGGGGGAUCGAGGCUAUCCAUGCCAGCCCUCUCUGUUGACCCCUUACCCUGACCCUGAGCCAGGGCCCCAACAACGUUUUAAUGUGGCCCACUGCAGGACUAGAGCCCGGGUUGAGAUGACUGUAGGCAUACUCAAAUCCCGGUUCCAGUGCCUGCUUAAGCUCAGGGUCACCCCAGAGAGGGCAUGUGACAUCAUUGUGGCAUGUGUUGUUCUCCAUAAUAUUGCCAUUUUUAGAGGAGAGCAACACCCUGCCAUACAAAUCAAUGACCCCGAGGUUGAGCAUCCCAUCCUGACUGAUGAGGAUGGAAGGGCGGUUAGGGACCUAAUCGCCCAAAAUCAUUUUUGAUUUAAAAAAUAAAAACAAAUGCAUAUGUGAUUUGGUUCUUCUUUAUUCCCUAAGAGUACAAAAGCAACAGUCAGGAUUUGUAAUGUAGUUCCAACCAUUAACAUAUUUCACAUAUUCACCAUGACAAUGCACCCACCUCAACUGGCGUUCCAGUAAUCGAAUUUCCAGCUCUGUUUUAGCAAUCUGCCGCUCCAGAUAGACCAUUUCUUUUUGGGUUUUUUUUAUACUUGUCAUAAGGUGCACCUUGUAUAACUCCUUAACCGGGAGCUGGGAAACAUGGACGACAUUUAAUUCCUUUAGUUCUACAUACAGAUUUAACAUGUUAUUGACCGAAAAUCUCACUUUGACAAGCUGUGCCGCUGAGGUUGAUGGACCCUCCUCCUGGUGAUGCCCAGCCAUGUUCUGUUGAAGGACAAGAAUGAGUUAGUUUGUCCAUUAUUUAUGCUCAUCUAUUCAGUGUACAUGUCAAACUCCAAAUUCCACUUUAGAAUGUAAAUGAAUGGGCACUGCCAGUAGCUAUAUAUUAAGACACACUUCAGGAAGCCCCUCUGGAUCUCUCCCUGUGGCAGCAGACAGUGUUUCUUCAUCCUCCUCCUCCUCCUCCUCCUCCUGUAAUGCAGGAAAAUAUACUGUUUCAGAAUACUUUGAACUACCAUCUGAGGCAUCUGAGUAUGGAAGACUUACAGCUACAGGGUUUGUUUCUGUCGGAGGCUGAAGCAGGCAGAUGACACCAUCCACAACUGUUGGGUGGGUGGAUAUAUAUUUGUUAAAAAGUAGGCUAUAUAUAUUUAUAUAUUACUUUUAUUUUUUUAAAAGACAUAAGUGUAUACUUGCAUUUGAUGUAGGGACUUGGGGGGUGACAGGUUCAGAUCAUAGACUGUAUAUAAGAUGGACACCGUGGUUCCGCCUUCCGCCUGUAUACGGAUUUGAAGCCAAAAAGCUCUCGGUAAUUCCGGGUUUUUCUCCACUUCCUUGAAACCAGAGCUGUGCAGUAGCGUUGUGCGCAUUCGGCCGCGCAGUCGCCGAGAGUCCCUGUGAUGACGCUCGGGUCAAACAGCGUAUUCCCCCGGAAGAGCUACGCAAUCCCUGAACGCCCAUAGGCUGUACCAGGUGUCAAUCAUAGAAAGCAUGAACCCCCUAAUAACUUUAAAAACGGAGCUGUACAGAAAAAAAAGGACUUGGGCACAAACCAGUCUUACUGUAACUAUAUGUCAACAUCACAACCAGGGGGGAGAAAAAAUUAUGUUCUGUGUAAUAAAUUUCUAAAGUUUGUCCACAGUCCCAUAAGCUUUGCUGGCGGAGGCGGGAUUUAUGACCUGUACUGCAGCCCACCAUCAGAGGGUGCUGUUCUCGGAGUGGCUUCACCCAGCGAGGAGGCAGACUCUGUCCAUCUUAUAUACAGUCUAUGGUUCAGAUGAGCUUCCCCAGGGGAUGCCUUCAGCCACAGGGCGACCCCUGUUUUGGCUGAGGGCCAGCUCCUCAGCCUCCGUCAGAGGUGGUGGAGGUGGCCCUCCACCCGUUUUUCGGGCCUCUGCCUUCUUUCUGUUGGCUGAGCAGAAGUCAAUGUUUAUUUUAAAAUAGUAUUUUAAUCAGUGUUGGUGUAGGCUACAGUGUCACAUUUUAAAUGACUUUAAUAGGUCUAAAAUAUAAAUGUGUUUGUAUCAAGUGUUAAUCCACGAAGUGUAGAAUUAAGUGAGAGGACGUUGAAAAACAACAUUUUGUUUGGGGUUUAAAUUAUUAUUUGAAGUAGCCGCUGAAUUAAUAUUGUAGUUUAAAUUAAUAUUGACUCUGUCUAAUAGCCUAAGUCCAUUUUAAAAAAUUAAAUUAAAAUCAAAGUGAGUUGCAAUCACAGCCUUGCAAAAUAUGCCAUACCUUUUUGAAUUAUGUUUUUAUGCUUCAUUUUGAGCUGCUUCCAAGUCCUUUUUUCUCCCGUUGGAUUGCACCUAAAUGAAAAUCAGAUUUCAUUCCUACUUAUAUUCAUAACUAUAGACUAUGCUUCGAUCUUAUAUGUUACGUCAAUGGAGUAGUACAUUCAAACUUACGCAUUGACUCGCGCAGCAAUUUUCUCCCAUGCCGUCUCUCUCUCCUUCGCUGCUGCAGCCGUGUUGGAUUUGCGGCGAAAAAUGUUCUCAUGCUCGCCGUAGGCCAGCAUAAGGACCUCCAACUCCACCGGGGUGAAAUAAGUUGAGCGUUUUUUCUCAGUUGACAUGGUGACUUGUGGUAUCGGGGCUCCAUUGAUGAUGGCUUUUUAUAGUGGUUGUGCACGCGCGUAACUCCAGGUUAUCAUACUCAGAGUUGAUUGAACUAAUUCAGAUCAGCUGUUCUGGAACCGGAUACUCAGAGUCUCCCAUCUCAGAGUAAGUCAACUCAGAGUUCAGGGAUAGACUCAGAGUAUGUUGAACCUGCUUUCUGGAAUACCCCCCUGUUUUUUUUUCCCCGUGGAAAAGACGUAUUUCUCAUAUAUUCUUUUUUAAGUCUUUAUACUUAUGACAAUGUGAUGCUGAUGUGCCAGAGAAUGAAGUAUCUCCUUGUUUGUGAAACCUAUACUGAAGCACAGUUACUUUAAAUGCUUCAUGGCCCUAAUUUUAACAAGUCUCCUCUGAAAUAACAGGUUAUGACUUUAUUGCCAUAAAUUAAUGCCUUUAUUCUCAUAAAUUCACAACUUAAAUCUCGAAGUCUUUAAAAAAAAUUCUCAAUACGGCCCUCAUAGUCCUUCAUACACAACAAUCAGUGGAUGAAUUUUGUGGGAAUGAUCUGUGCUUAUAUGUAUCUACUAUUUUGUGUCUGUGCAAGGUCGCACAAUUAAAAAAUAAAUGCUGCGCUCCGUGGCUUUUCUUCAAGGCAGUCGUGACGCGAGCCUGACGGACCAUCUCACCCCUCUGGUUGGGUCGCCAAAUGUCCCCGCCCUCAGGCCCGCGUCACAGCUGACUUGAAUAAAACCCGCGGAUCGCAGCAGGUGCAGGUGUUAACAAGCGCAUGUGACAACUUCCAGACAAUGGAAGUCUUGAGCAUAUGGCAAAUGGCUUUUGCGAUCAUUGAAGAGGAGACGCUGCGCCGCCGAGUAAGGCGGUGACGGAGGCACCUUGUAUAUUUUUUGAUGAGAAUGCGCGCCGAAAGUGGAGAGGUUAACCUGUUAUUUUAUCUGGCAUUCAUCAGCCACACAAUAGUUGUGCCAUUGUCACUCCCUGUGUAUCACGUGAAUUCCCCCUUUAAUUCACAACAGUGCAUGUCAUGGAAAUCUUCAUAGGUAUCAAAAAAUAUUAUUUCGUUUACUAACAUCAGCUGAAAAGCCAACAUUGGCUGUUAGUACAUGAGGCAUUAACCUGCACAAUUCACAAUCAUUGCAAGCGACAUCCAUGCCAUGACUGUUCUUUCUCCUGCUUUGUUCCUAACUCAGACCGGACCCCUGAACUGCAGGUUAAAUACGGGGGUUCCGGUCCUCCAACGGUUUUUCGCCAGCGACGACACCAGGGAGGACUUCAGGCUGAGCAGAGAGUCCCUGGCAGUGCUGCUGGGCCUCCUCCAUCAGGAGCGGAGGCAUGGAUGGGGCGCCACAAUAGAGACUCUGGUUCUCCUUUUUUGGCUGGCCAGUGGGGCAUCAUACCGGGUGGUCUCAAGGGUGUUUGGGAUGCCCCGCUCCACUGUCCACCGCAUCGUCCACCGAGUUACGGAGGAGGUAGGGGCCAUUCGCCACAGGGUCAUCUACCUCCCAAGGUCCGCUGACGACCUGGCGGCCGUAACUCAGGGGUUUGCAGGGCUGGCUAGGCACCGUGCUUUUCUCAAAGCUGCCGGUGCAAUCGACGGCUGCCAUGUACGAAUUAAGUCACCAAGCGGUCCUGAUGGUCACUGUUACAUUAACAGGAUACUGUUUGCGUCCAUCAUUUUGCAAGCAGUCUGUGACCAUCAGGGCCGCUUUAUUGAUACCUACUUGGGCUGGCCGGGGUCUGUGCAUGACGCCAGAGUACUCCGGCACAGCCCACUGUACAGGCAGAAUGUCUACCCUCCUCCAGGGCAUUUCAUUCUCGCAGACAGCAGGUACCCGUGCCUCCAGCACCCACUCCCCCUCAUCACUCCCUACAGGCUGCCGGUGCGAGGUGUGGUGGCCCAGCGCUUUAACGGGCAUCAUGCCAGGGCACGCUCUGUAAUUGAGCGUGCCUUUGGCAUGAUGAAGACCCGCUUCCGUGCCAUCUUUUUAAAAGCGCUGGAGAUCCGCCACACCUUCGUGCCACAGGUACAUCAUCACUGCACACAAUAUUUUUGUUAUACUUGAGUAUAUAUUAAUUAAUUAAUUAAAUAAAUAAAAACACGAAAACUUAUGAUAUAUUAUUUAACUUAUAUUGUUAUAUUUUUUUAUUUAUUAAAAGGUCUAUAUACUUUAUGUUCAUAUAAAUAUUCCUCUUAAAUUCAGGUCAUCACUUGUGACGCUUGUGCCGUCCUGCAUAAUAUCUGCCUGGGUGCCUGUGACACCAUGGCACCGGAGGAAGAUGUGCAGGACGGCAUGCCGGGGGGAUGA